This is a messenger RNA of Cucurbitaria berberidis CBS 394.84, 2294 nucleotides long. RefSeq names its product pre-mRNA splicing factor ATP-dependent RNA helicase PRP16. Gene Ontology annotation, cellular component: intracellular anatomical structure; catalytic step 2 spliceosome. The record is from RefSeq and is a predicted model, not a curated record. NCBI's taxonomy places the organism in Eukaryota, Fungi, Ascomycota, Dothideomycetes, Pleosporales, Cucurbitariaceae. The transcript is spliced from 2 exons. Gene Ontology annotation, molecular function: RNA binding. The coding region runs from base 87 to 2294 and encodes 735 amino acids.
UUCGACGCACACUCCUUCCGAAUACGCUCCCUCACCCUUCCAACACCCGGAAUACACGUUCUCUACAUACCACCCCGCCACCCAAUAUGGACCCAAAGCGCCGAAAAACCGGCGACCAGGACAUCAGCGAGCUCCGUCUCGCAUCGCGACAGAAAUAUCUAGCGGAACGAGAAGCACAGCAACUCGCCCUCCUCCGCCUUCAAGUUGACGCAGAAGCAGAGGAUGAGGCCAGGCUAGGCUCGAAGCUGUCAGAACGAGAAAAGAAAGAGUUUGCUAGGAACAGGCAGACCUUGAGCCUCGCCGAAGCAAGACAAGCCAUCGACGAACACCUCGACGGAUACAGGCUUCCCGAUUCAGAGUACUCAAACAAGACCGAAGUUCUCACCAAGAGACACAACGACAAGGAAUCGCUGAAGAGCGAGGUCCAGCUAUGGGAAGAAGAGCAAAUCGGGAAGAUCAAGUCGCAAAUCAAGAAACCAGAGCGUGUGCAAGAGGACGACUACGAAUAUGUAUUCGACGUGCAGACUCAGGUCUCGUUCCAAGCGGACCCCUCAAGCAGACUUGAUCCCGAUAAAAAAGCCCUUCAGGAUCAGCUCGAUGCCGCGGAAAAGAAGGCAAAGACCAUUGAAGAGACACAGAAGAGCCUACCAGUCUAUCAUUACCGCGAAACUUUGCUCAAAGCCAUGGAAGAACACCAAACGAUUGUCGUCGUCGGCGAGACAGUGAGUCGUGCUAGACCUGAACUCCGCAUUCUUAUCCUCAGCGCCACUAUAAACGCGAAGCACUUUGCGGACUUCUUUGCAGCACCGGUCCUUAAUAUCCCCGGUCGAGCUCACCCUGUGUCUAUCUACUACACAUCGGCACCCGAAGCCAAUUAUCUUAGUGCGGCUAUCACAACGGUCUUCCAAAUUCACAUCGCUGCCGAUCUCCCCGGUGAUAUCCUUGUCUUUCUGACAGGUGAGGAAGAAAUAAUUUCAGCUCAGGAGAACAUUGAAUCGACAAUGAAGAAACUCCGGGGCAAGGUCAAGGAACUCAUUAUCUGUCCACUAUACAGCGCGCUUCCUCCUGAUGUUCAAGCCAAGGUGUUUGAGCCAACGCCGCCCAACUCUCGAAAGGUCAUCCUCGCUACCAACAUAGCCGAGACAUCCAUCACCAUUGACGGUACCAAGCACGUGAUCGAUUGUGGCUUCGCAAAGGAAAGCAAUUUUAACCCUUCCACGGGUAUCAGUUCUCUAGUUGUCAGCCCCAUCUCUCGAGCCAGUGCCAAUCAAAGAGCGGGACGAGCGGGACGAACUUCAGCGGGGUUUUGCUAUAGAUUGUAUACACGCUUCGCUUUCUACAAUGAGAUGAGCGAGACGACGGAGCCAGAGCUCCAACGAACCGGCUUGGAUGGUGUAGUUCUUACAUUGAAAGGACUCGGAAUUUCGAAUUUGCUUGACUUUGAGUUCCUCGAUCCACCAUCACCAAAUUCUAUCAUUAAGUCGCUGGAAGGCUUAUACGCUCUGGGCGCUUUGGAUAGUGCAGGAACACUAACAAGAAUGGGCCGGAAAAUGGCCGAACUACCACUCGAUAUCAAAUUGUCCAAAGCCAUUCUUGAGUCAGAGAAAUACGGCUGCCGCGAGGAGAUGCUUUCCAUUGUGUCUGUCCUAGGAGAAUCUGCGAGCCUAUUCAUGCGGCCCAAAGAUAAGAGGGUAGCAGCCGAUGCUGCACGCGCUCGUUUUAGUACCAAGGAUGAGCAGGGAGGUGAUUUCCUGACAUACCUCAACAUAUGGCUACAAUUUGAAGAGAGUGGCUUCGACCCGAGGUGGUGUUCCGAGAACUUCCUUCAAUUUCGUUCAUUGUCCAGAGCACGCGAUGUUCGUGAUCAGCUAGUCAAGCUCUGCGAGCGCGUCGAAUUAGCCGAGACGAGCGCAGGAUCGGACCACGUCGCCAUUCGCAAAUGUCUCACGGCUGGAUUUUUCCCUAAUGCCGCGCGACUCCAACGCGACGGUCUGAGCUAUCGUACACUUUCCAACAACGGAAUGACAGUUUUCAUCCACCCUUCAUCCAGCCUGAGUUUGGCAGAGAACCGUCCAAAAUGGGUUGUUUACGCAGAACUGGUCGAGACGACAAAGGAAUAUAUCAGAAGUGUCCUGCCUAUUAAUCCAGAUUGGCUGGUUGAAGUAGCCCCGCAUAUUCAUUCAGCAAGCUCAAUCAGCAAACUUGGCGAUAAUAAAAAGAUGCCUAAGGAAAGGACGAAGACGGGCACUGGCUACAACUUGCCAAUCAAGUCAGCAACUGCCAGCCAAAAAUAG